GACUUGAUUUUUUUUUUUUUUUUGAGAAAUAUUUGGCUCACUAGAAUUAAGAGUACUAUUAAGAGACACAGAGAUGAUUUGUGCUUUGGAUGAUUUUCUUGAGAUAGACACUCUUGAGAAACUUGGAUCACUUCCAAGCCAAACUAAUGGAGGAGUUCUAUCCUUGAAUGUUGGUGAGCAAGUAAUUGUUGAAGAUGGGGAAGUUGACUUUCAUGAUAGAUGGCCAAGUAUGAAAGAAACCAUUGUACUUAGUUCUCCUGCCAUGGCAUCAUCUAAUUCAACAAAACUUAAGCCUACAUUCUCUUACAUCACAAAGCCUUUGGAGCCAAUUAGCUCUCAAGCACUGCAAAACAGGAUGAAGUCUCUACCAGCUCGGAUGUUGAAGAAAGAGAUAAAUCUCUUGCUAUCUUAUGAAAGGAGAUCAUCAAAUCAGAUCGUCCAUCACUCUCUUUCAAAGGAAAUCAAUGAACUCACUGAGAAGAAAGGAUCCCUAAAGACUAAGAUUGAAAGCUUGAAGAAUGAGCUAGAUUCAGAAAAAUUGAUAAAGUUAGAAAACUCCAAAGUUGUAGCCAUUGAGACAGUUGCUGAAGUGGAGAGAAUGCGACAAGACCUUGAAACUGAGUUUGAAGCCAUAACAAAUGGGGCUUGGGUUGAAAACAACAUGUGAUGUUGUUCAUUUUGUAUUCUUUCUUUUUUAUUAGACUUUGAACAUUCCUUUUCAAAGACUUGUUGAAUUUUUGCUCUAGCCACUUUGUGAAUAAAUAAGAUGCAUUUUCUUCACUUUUGUUGUUCUCUUUGCUUUGCUUUGUUUGCUUGACAUAGACAUUUCUCCCUUUGUUGGAAUACUUGAAAUGAAAUGAACCAUAAUUA
Messenger RNA from Rubroshorea leprosula, 870 nucleotides. NCBI's taxonomy places the organism in Eukaryota, Viridiplantae, Streptophyta, Magnoliopsida, Malvales, Dipterocarpaceae. The record is from the annotation of a GenBank genome assembly.